CACCUCUCGACCACCGACAAGUAAACGCCGACAAGCACGAUGCUCUCUUGUGCUUCAUUCAACAAACUGAUGUACCCAACGGCCGCGGAGGUGUCUGCCGUGGCCAGUGGCAAGUCGUCCGCCGUGGCCGUGGAUGGCAGUGGUGCCAUCGGAAUUGGGUCCCUGGCCAGUCUGCAGGCCCUGCCAUCGGGUGCCUCUGCUGGAAGCGGUGCGCCCAGCGAGACUCAGAGCGAGAUCUCGUCGGUGGACAGCGAUUGGAGUGACAUACGUGCCAUUGCACUGAAGCUGGGCGUGCAAAAUCCAGACGAUCUUCACACCGAACGUUUCAAGGUUGAUCGACAGAAACUGGAGCAGUUGAUAAAGGCUGAUAGCGUAAUCGAGGGCAUGAAUGGGGCUGAAUAUUUCUUUCAUGAUAUCAUGAACACCACAGAUACGUAUGUAAGCUGGCCUUGCAGACUCAAGAUUGGCGCCAAGAGCAAGAAGGAUCCACAUGUACGGAUUGUGGGCAAAGUGGAGCAAGUGCAGCGGGCCAAGGAGCGCAUUCUGGGCAGCCUUGACUCGAGGGGCACUCGUGUGAUCAUGAAGAUGGACGUCAGCUACACGGACCACUCCUACAUCAUUGGACGGGGCGGCAACAACAUCAAACGCAUCAUGGACGACACUCACACGCAUAUUCACUUCCCAGACUCAAACCGCUCGAAUCCCACUGAGAAGUCCAAUCAGGUGUCGCUGUGCGGCAGUCUAGAGGGUGUCGAGCGGGCCCGAGCCUUGGUGCGUCUCUCCACACCGUUGCUCAUCUCGUUCGAGAUGCCUGUGAUGGGUCCGAGCAAGCAGCAGCCGGAUCAUGAUACGCCCUACAUCAAGAUGAUUGAGAGCAAGUUCAAUGUGCAGGUCAUAUUCUCAACACGUCCCAAGCUGCACACCUCGCUGGUGCUGGUCAAAGGCUCCGAGAAGGAGUCGGCCCAUGUCCGUGAUGCCACUCAGCUGCUGAUCAACUUUGCCUGUGAGAGCAUUGCAAGCCAAAUCCUCGUCAAUGUCCAAAUGGAGAUCUCACCGCAACAUCAUGAGAUUGUCAAGGGCAAGAACAACGUGAAUCUGUUGAGCAUCAUGGAACGCACCCAGACCAAGAUCAUCUUUCCCGAUCUGAGCGACAUGAAUGUGAAGCCGCUGAAGAAGUCGCAGGUGACGAUCAGCGGACGCAUCGACGAUGUCUACAAGGCGCGACAACAAUUGCUUGGCAAUUUGCCCGUAGCAUUGAUAUUUGACUUUCCCGACAACCAGAACGAUGCCUCCGAAAUAAUGAGCUUCAAUACCAAGUACGGUGUCUACAUCACACUGCGACAGAAGCAGCGACAAAGCACUUUGGCCAUCGUGGUCAAGGGCGUGGAGAAGUUUAUAGACAAAAUAUACGAGGCGCGCCAAGAGAUCCUUCGCCUGGCCACGCCCGUUGUUAAGCCGGAAGUGCCCGAGCACUACUUCAUGCCCAAGGACAAGGACCUCAAUCUGGCCUACCGCACCCAGUUGACUGCGCUUCUGGCCGGCUACGUGGAUAGCCCCAAGACUCCGUCGCUGCUGCCGCCGGCACUCUCGGGACAGCUGACGCCGUACGCCAACAACAAUCAUUUGCUGCUCAACGCUAAUGCAGCUGUGGGUGGCCUGGCCACGCCCACUGGUAUUUGUGCGCCCACCCAGAAGUACAUGCAGCUGCACAACAGUGCCUUCCAGCACCAGCAGCUGCAGGGACAGGGACAGGUGCAGGUGCAGGGACCGGGCCAAGGACGUCCCGUGCCCAACCACAACAACAACUAUCUGCAGGUGCCGGUUCCUGGCACGGUCAAUGCGGGUGCUGGAGGGGGUGCUGGCGCUGCUACUGGUGGGGGCAUGCUCAAGCCACCUCCUCCGCCCGCGAAUGUCUCGCCGAGGAACAGCUGCAGCCAGAACACGAGCGGCUACCAGAGCUUCAGCAGCAGCACGACCUCGUUGGAGCAGUCGUAUCCGCCGUAUGCCCAGCUGCAGGGUGCGGUGUCCUCCACCUCGUCGACGGGCUGUGGCAAUCGGGCGCACUACUCGCCGGACUCCACCUACAGCAGCGAGGCGGGCAGCAUUGGCGGCGCCGCUCGUCUCGGGCGUCGCCUCAGCGAUGGAGUGCUCCUGGGUCUGGGCAACUCCGGAGGCGGCGGUGCCCACCUGCUGCCUGGCAGCGCCGAGAGCUAUCGCAGCUUGCACUACGACUUGGCAGGUGGCGGCGGCGGCGGCGGCGGCGGCAAACACCAGCACCAACAUGCCACACAUCGCGCCUUCGAUUUUGACAUGAAGCGCGCCCUGGGCUUCAAGGCCAUGGAGCGGACUCCGGUGGCGGGAGAGAUGCGUACCCCCACCCCGGCCUGGAUGGGCAUGGGCCUCAGCUGCACCUCGCCGGCUCCCAUCGAGACUGUGGACGAUAACGGUGCUGCCGGCGGGGGUCAGGGCUGGCGCAUGCCCCCACCACCGCCGGGCCUCAGCUCUCCGUACGGCCUGAGCGCCACCACAGGACUGCUGGACGCGACGCCCGUGAACCGUCGAAUGCAGCUCUCGCAGCACAAGGACAUCCAGACACUGCUCACAAGUCUCGGCCUGGAGCAUUACAUCAAGAUUUUUGUGCUCAAUGAAAUCGAUCUGGAAAUGUUCACCACGCUGACCGAGGAGAAUCUAAUGGAGCUGGGUAUCACGGCAUUCGGAGCCCGCAAGAAGCUGCUGGCGGCCAUACACACGCUGCUGGCCAAUGAAGCGGCCUGCAGCAGCAUGCCCAGCAGCAGCUCCUCGCAGAAUGUCACCUCGCCGCGGUUCUCCGGCAGUGCGGCGCCAGGCGCUGAGCGCCGUCCCUCCAACCAGUGGUGAUCGGUGAUCGGUGGUCCUCCCACGUCUAUAUUUAUUAUUCAGUCCCUCUAUCCAACAUUAGUCAUAUUAUUCUUUAAUUACUUUUUUUUUCUGCAUGCAAAAACUUUUCGUUUAUUGGGUAAUUCUAGACUAAGGAAAACAGAUGGGAAAACCAUUCCCGAAAAUGUUUAAACAAAACAGUUGAAUACCUUUCAGAGCUCUGCCUUGCAUGCACACACAAACACACACAGAGAAACACUCACACACACACACACACACACAGAUUGGCCCUGACCUUGACUUAUACUCGUUUUUGUACUCAAAUUCCAAGUGGCAAAAGUGCGCAGGUGGCAAAGAGCGGAAGGAGUAUUCGGCAGUUUGCCGCAGAACCCACAAAAUUACCUAUUUUUAAGCGAUUUAUUUAUUCCGAAACUAUUUAUAGCAACCAACAUAUCAAACAUAUUGUGAAUUAUUUAUGAAAUCCAACUCAACGAAGUCCCCCCUAUUGUAAGAAAUGAAUUUAUGUAAAUUAACUGAAAACGAAAGAAAAAAUCCAACAC
Drosophila subobscura is the source of this 3416-nucleotide messenger RNA. RefSeq names its product protein bicaudal C (gene BicC). The coding region runs from base 40 to 2877 and encodes 945 amino acids. Gene Ontology annotation, molecular function: RNA binding; protein binding. Gene Ontology annotation, cellular component: cytoplasm. NCBI's taxonomy places the organism in Eukaryota, Metazoa, Arthropoda, Insecta, Diptera, Drosophilidae. The record is from RefSeq and is a predicted model, not a curated record. The transcript is spliced from 9 exons.